AUGUCUUCCACCGACAACGCGGAGUCCGGGGUGCUCGAGCCCAAAGACCACGAGCUGGGAGCCACGAGUUCUCCGCAGACCGCGCAACAAACACCCAGUGAGCCUUCGAAUGUUCCGGCUAAAUCGGGCCCUGUAUCUGACAGUAUCCCGUCAGACAACGCCCAGGCAGCCGAUACGGCGAACCACCCCGCAACCGGUGGCGAAAGCACCGCCCCCGUGACAGCAACGACUAGCUCCACCGUUACUCCUCCGACAGAUUCCAAUCUAGUUGUCGCGCAGACCCAGAAUACCGACCCGCCUUCAAUGGAUACCGAAGAACCUAAGAUGGGCGCCGAGCUCUCGGAGGAGCAGUCGGACCUUGAGGGAAAGGAGGUCGAGGACGCCGGGCCUUCGCUGGCUAUUACCUUGCUCUUGACAACGGGCGCGCGGCAUCCGUUUACCAUCGAUGGGAAAUACUUGCGAAAGCGCUCGGUCAAUGUCGAGAAUUACGAUCCGUUCGCCAUGAGCGUUUAUACAUUGAAGGAAUUGAUCUGGCGAGAGUGGCGAGCUGACUGGGAAACUCGUCCAUCGUCGCCAAGCUCAAUUCGUUUGAUCUCUUUCGGAAAGCUGCUCGAUGACAAGUCGCCUCUGGCUGACUCAAAAUUCAACCAUGAUGCCCCCAAUGUUGUACAUAUGACCGUGAAACCGCAGGAAGUGGUAGACGAGGAGGAUGCCAAGGGAUCCAAGUCUCAGUACAGCCAAGGACGGGAAGCCAGCGACCGCAGCCCUGGCUGUCGCUGCGUCAUUCUAUAA
This is a messenger RNA of Penicillium atrosanguineum, 792 nucleotides long. RefSeq lists its product as uncharacterized. NCBI's taxonomy places the organism in Eukaryota, Fungi, Ascomycota, Eurotiomycetes, Eurotiales, Aspergillaceae. The record is from RefSeq and is a predicted model, not a curated record. Bases 1 to 792 code for a protein of 263 amino acids. The transcript has 3 exons.